Molecule: messenger RNA, 1023 nt
Organism: Trichoderma reesei QM6a
Lineage: Eukaryota; Fungi; Ascomycota; Sordariomycetes; Hypocreales; Hypocreaceae
Exons: 7
Coding region: 1-1023 (340 amino acids)
Biological process (GO): phosphate-containing compound metabolic process
Cellular component (GO): nucleus; cytoplasm
Molecular function (GO): magnesium ion binding; inorganic diphosphate phosphatase activity
Source: RefSeq, a predicted model, not a curated record
AUGCGUUUGCUUCCGUCUCUGUAUCUUCUGAGCCUGGCUAUUGCGCCUAUCUUUGCCACUGCAGACGGAGAGGCUAAAUCCAAGAGCGGCAGCAAGAACUUUGACGUCAAGUCUCUCUCUCUCAGAGAAGUGGGAGCACGCAACACGGUGGACUGGCGUGUUUGGCUGGAGCAGGAUGGCGACCCGAUUUCCUUCUGGCACGACAUUCCUCUUUACCCUGACGAGAAGCAGCACAACAUUGUCAAUUUCUACGUUGAGAUUCCCCGAUGGACGGAUGCCAAGAUUGAGACCAAGCGCGAUAAGCCCUUGAAUCCUAUCUAUCACGACGACAAGGACGAUGAGCCUCGAUACGUGGCCAGCAUCUGGCCUCACAAGUCAUACCCCUUUCUAUACGGCUCGCUACCCCAAACGUGGGAAAACUCCAACAUCAAGCACAACUUUACUGGCUACGUCGGCGACAAUGACCCCAUGGAUGUGGUUGACAUCAGUGCCAUUGACCCCGGAUAUGUUGGCCAGGUCAGGACGGUUAAGAUUUUGGGUGCCAUACCCAUGAUUGAUGAUGAGACUACGGAUUGGAAGGUCAUUGGCAUCAAUGUCAACGAUCCUCUAUCUAAUAAACUCGAGACCAUCGACGAUCUCGAAAAGUACCGCCCGGGCCUCAAACAGACAUUUUACGACUGGUUCACCUACUACAAAGUUCUCCGCAGCGGCAACCUCAACACCAUCUUUCUGAGCCAAUAUCAAGACUCCACGACAGCUUGCGACAUUGUCGCCGAGAGCCACGGCUUUUGGAAGGACCUCAUUAGCGGCAAGGAGGCGCCCGGCAAGAUUAGCAUCGCGCAGACGUCGCAGGCGGAUGUGGUCGAGAGCUAUGUCAAGAGCAAGGACGCGACUAAGAAGUUUGACCUGCCCAAGAAGUCGGAUAUCAAGACGCCCAAGGAGAGGCCGGCGAGAUAUGACAAGUGGUUCUAUCUGGAUGACAACUUUGAGCCGCUACCCGAGCAGGAGAUUGAUGUCGACUGA